Phytophthora infestans T30-4 is the source of this 1210-nucleotide messenger RNA. RefSeq lists its product as uncharacterized. Bases 169 to 921 code for a protein of 250 amino acids. Gene Ontology annotation, molecular function: mRNA binding; metal ion binding. NCBI's taxonomy places the organism in Eukaryota, Oomycota, Peronosporomycetes, Peronosporales, Peronosporaceae. The record is from RefSeq and is a predicted model, not a curated record. The transcript has a single exon.
GCUUGGGUUUGCCCUCUCUGUGUCUGGAUACCGGCCACCUCUCGCUCCUCCGAACGCGUUCUCCGGUUACUCACUGCUCUCCGUAUCCCCAGUGCAUCUUGCCACUCCACCGCUCGGCAAACACCACAACUCAAUAGACCGUAUUCACCACACAAGCCUCAACCCAAGAUGCGGAUGACCGAAAUGGGACCCAUGGAGACCCCGAGCUACGGCAGCCCCAACCGCAUGCACGUGCUGGCCAACGGCGAUAUCGUGGACUGCGGACGCCUGCCGCAGACGGCGCGCAACAACCUUUACAAGACCGAGCUGUGCAAGCACUUCACGGAGAACGGGAGCUGCCGGUACGGCUCCAAGUGCCAGUUCGCGCACGGUGAAGAGGAGCUACGCGGCGUGCUGCGUCACCCCAAAUACAAGACGACGCGCUGCAAGGCCUUCCUGUCCACGGGCAAGUGCAUGUACGGCUCGCGCUGUCGCUUCAUCCACACCAGGCACCCGGGCGACGAGGACCAGCGGUUCGUCGACUACGGCUGCAGCGACCUGUCCAGUACUGCCAGCGAGUCGGACGACCAGGAGACACAGUCCAAGGACUUAUUGGUGAACCCGUACGGCAACGUACUGGAGCCUAUUGACCUGUCCGUUCCGUUCGGCGGCUUUAACCAGCAGAUGUCACUGGCGCCUCUGUCUGGCUUGUCGCCUCCUAAGCCAGAGUUCGACUCGUACCUGAGCCGCGACCCGUUCCUUGACUAUUCGUUCCAGAGCAGCGACCUCGGCAACUUCGGUUUCCGCAGUAGCUGUACGAGCAGCUCCAGUGGCGAUGCGUUGAACGCCAUGUCGCCCCGCUCGGCGAGCAGCACGGAGUCUGCGGCGUCCAAGUUCUCGCGCUUAUCCAUCUUCCAGCGUAUUUGCCGCGAGGACGAAUAGAGAGGGCGGCAUCUGAGCCACGUCACCAGCCAGCUCCGUCCUCGUCCAGCAUCAUAAUUUAUCAGACGACCCCAAGUGCACAAAAUUGAGAGUGAAGUGGCGUGACGACACAAGCAAAUAUCCUGGCUUCGACGUCAUCGCUGGCUGGCGACGAGAGCCCCAAGUAUAACUGCGUCGGUGGAUUGACGGCAGCAUCGUUUUUUUUCGUUUUCCCGCCUCCAGCCUGUAGCAUUUUUUUUUACAAGAAAAACGUUUUUUAUUGACAUAAACUCAAGUGUACAGCUACAAA